GGUAUACUUGGACAGAGGGUUGGCAAUGGAUGUGGUAUACUUGGACAGAGGGGUGGCUGUCGACGUGGUAUACUUGGACAGAGGGGUGGCGGUGGACAUGGUAUACUUGGACCGAGGGGGCUGUGGACGUGGUAUACUUGGACAGAGGGGUGGCGGUGGACAUGGUAUACUUGGACAGAGGGGUGGCGGUGGACAUGGUAUACUUGGACAGAGGGGUGGCGGUGGACGUGGUAUACUUGGACAGAGGAGUGGCGGUGGACAUGGUAUACUUGGACAGAGGGGUGGCGGGGGACAUGGUAUACUUGGACAGAUGGGUGGCGGUGGAUGUGGUAUACUUGGAGAGAGGGGUGGCUGUCGACGUGGUAUACUUGGAAAGAUGGGUGGCGGUGGACGUGGUAUACUUGGACAGAGGGGUGGCGGUGGACAUGGUAUACUUGGACAGAGGGGUGGCGGUGGACAUGGUAUACUUGGACAGAGGGGGCUGUGGAUGUGGUAUACUUGGACAGAGGGGUGGCGGUGGACAUGGUAUACUUGGACAGAGGGGGUGGCGGUGGACAUGGUAUACUUGGACAGAGGGGUGGCGGUGGACGUGGUAUACUUGGACAGAGGAGUGGCGGUGGAUGUGGUAUACUUGGAGAGGGGUGGUGGCGUGGUAUACGAGAGUGGCGGUGGACGUGGUAUACUUGGAAGAGGGGUGGCGGUGGACGUGGUAUACUUGGACAGAGGGGUGGCGGUGGACAUGGUAUACUUGGACAGAGGGGGCUGUGGAUGUGGUAUACUUGGACAGAGGGGUGGCGGUGGACGUGGUAUACUUGGACAGAGGAGUGGCGGUGGAUGUGGUAUACUUGGACAGAGGGGAGGUGGUGGAUGUGGUAUACUUGGACAGAGGAGUGGCUGUGGAUGUGGUAUACUUGGUCUGAAUGGUCUGGGGGUGUCAGUGGUG
Molecule: messenger RNA, 943 nt
Organism: Staurois parvus
Lineage: Eukaryota; Metazoa; Chordata; Amphibia; Anura; Ranidae
Source: the annotation of a GenBank genome assembly